CUUCAAAUCCAAUGUAUGUAUAAAAGGACUUAUGAGCAAGCAGGGAUUGAUACACCGGGGAAUACUCCCGGUAGUACUAAGGAGCCUGCAAUCGGUUGGAUGACAGCAUUUCUAUUUGUGACCAGUUUUGUUGGACUUUUAGCUUUGGUUCCUAUUAGAAAGAUCAUGAUAAUAGACUACAAAUUAACUUAUCCAAGUGGAACUGCUACUGCGGUUCUUAUUAAUGGAUUCCAUACACCUAAAGGAGAUGUCAUGGCCAAGAAGCAGGUUCAUGGAUUCGUGAAAUUCUUCGCAUCGAGCUUUGUCUGGGCAUUCUUUCAGUGGUUCUUUACUGGUGGAGAUACUUGUGGAUUUGUUCAAUUUCCUACUUUUGGAUUGCAAGCAUGGAAAAACUCAUUUUACUUCGAUUUCAGUAUGACUUAUGUUGGAGCAGGAAUGAUCUGUUCUCAUCUUGUUAAUUUAUCAUUACUUCUUGGUGCUGUGGUUUCAUGGGGCAUCAUGUGGCCGUUAAUCAGAGGACUAAAAGGAGAAUGGUUCCCUGCAAAUAUAAAAGAAAGUAGCAUGAAGAGUCUCAAUGGUUAUAAGGUUUUCAUUUCCAUUGCCUUGAUUCUUGGUGAUGGGUUUUACAAUUUUGUCAAAGUUCUCUAUUUCACUGCCACAAAUAUCCACGCCAACAUGAAAAAGAAGAAUCUUAAUAAUACAUUUUCCGGUAACCAGAAACAGUUGCCUCUUGAUGAUCUAAGACGCAACGAAAUGUUUGCGAGAGAAAAUAUUCCAAUAUGGUUGGCAUGUACAGGGUACAUAUUUUUCUCCGUCAUCUCUAUUGUUGUAAUCCCGUUGAUGUUCCCUCAGGUGAAGUGGUAUUUUGUCCUGUUUGCAUAUAUUUUUGCGCCUUCUCUUGGCUUCUGCAAUGCUUACGGUGCUGGAUUAACCGAUAUGAACAUGGCUUAUAACUAUGGAAAAGUAGCUCUCUUUGUACUUGCAGCCUUGGCUGGAAAAAGUGACGGUGUAGUUGCUGGACUUGUAGGGUGUGGUUUGAUUAAAUCAAUUGUUUCGAUUUCAUCUGAUUUGAUGCACGAUUUGAUGCACGAUUUCAUCGGAUUCUUAGAUUCCCACCGAUGGAAGGUUGUUUCUGGUUCAGUGGCAGAGGUUGGGGAGGAUGGAGAAGGUGAGUUUGAGGCACUGAGAUUUAGUGUGGGAGUGAUGGAGGCAACAAAAGUUAUUGGUGUGGAAAUGGCAGAAGGUGACAAUGUUGUUUGUUUAGGUUGUGGAUUUGGUUCAGAUGGUGAAUGGAUUGGUUGUGGUGCGGGUGGUGGUGUUUGA
Molecule: messenger RNA, 1323 nt
Organism: Lathyrus oleraceus (garden pea)
Lineage: Eukaryota; Viridiplantae; Streptophyta; Magnoliopsida; Fabales; Fabaceae
Product: metal-nicotianamine transporter YSL3
Exons: 7
Coding region: 16-1323 (435 amino acids)
Biological process (GO): response to iron ion; seed development
Cellular component (GO): plasma membrane
Molecular function (GO): oligopeptide transmembrane transporter activity; iron-nicotianamine transmembrane transporter activity
Source: RefSeq, a predicted model, not a curated record